AUGGCCGGGGCACAGGGCUGCGGCGAGGGCAAGAUCGCGGGGCUGUAUGACCUGGAGCGCACGCUGGGCAAGGGCCACUUCGCGGUGGUGAAGCUGGCGCGGCACGUCUUCACCGGGCAGCGGGUGGCCGUCAAGGUGAUCGACAAGAGCAAGCUGGCGGGAGAGGCGGCGGGGCAGCUCCUGCAAGAGGUGCGCUGCAUGAAGCUGGUCCAGCACCCCAACGUGGUGCGCCUCUACGAGGUCAUCGACACCCACGCCAAGCUCUACCUCAUCCUGGAACUGGGCGACGGCGGGGACAUGUUCGACCACAUCAUGCGGCACGAGGGCGGGCUGGCCGAGGCGCGGGCCAAGCACUACUUUGCCCAGAUUGUCCAUGCCAUCUCCUACUGCCACAAGCUCCACGUGGUGCACCGCGACCUCAAGCCCGAGAACGUGGUCUUCUUCCAGGAGCAGGGGGUGGUCAAGCUCACCGACUUCGGCUUCAGCAACCGCUUCCAACCCGGCAAGAUGCUCACCACCAGCUGCGGCUCGCUGGCCUACUCGGCACCUGAGAUCCUGCUCGGGGAUGAGUACGAUGCCCCGGCUGUCGACAUCUGGAGCCUGGGGGUCAUCCUCUACAUGCUGGUGUGUGGCCAUCCCCCCUUCCAGGAGGCCAACGACAGCGAGACCCUCACCAUGAUCAUGGACUGCCGCUACACCGUCCCCCCGCACGUCUCAGCACAGUGCGCUGAUCUCAUCUCCAGGAUGCUGCAGCGGGACCCGAAGCAGCGAGCCUCCCUGGAGCAGAUCGAGGGCCACGCGUGGCUGCAAGGGGUGGACCCGUCCCCCGCCAGCCGCUGCCUGCUGCCCCUCACCUCCCACAAGCGCGUGUCCGAGGAGGAGCACGAAAUCAUCCUCCAGGCCAUGACGUGCGGGAACAUCGCGGAUCGGGACACCAUCCAGGAGGCGCUGGAGGCCGACCGCUACAACCACAUCACGGCCACGUAUUUCCUGCUGGCGGAGAGGAUGCUGCGGGAGAAGCAGGAGAAGCAGGGCCACCGCCUCAGCCUCGUCUACAACCUGGCCAAGGAGGUGCAGAGCAGGACCAACUUAUCGGACACGUUUGGCCCCAUGGGCAGUGCCGGUGGCCUCUUGCCCUUCACAGAGGUGCCAGGCAGCCUUGCCAUGGGGUCCCGGCUGCCCCCCCUGCCCACCGGAGGGGACAUUGGCAGCCGGCAGCCCCCCAGGACCCUGCUGAAGGUCCCCGCCGUUGACACCACCAUCACCAAGAGCACCCCGGCCCUGCAGCAGAUCUGCGAGGAGGAAGAGGAGGAGGAGGAGGAGGAGGAGGGGAGGCCCAGCACCAUGGAGAGGAAGAGCAGCUCACUGAACCAGGAGCAGAUGCGAGCCUUCCUGCGUGCCUGCCGCCCGCCCGGCCGUGGGGAGGUGUGGGGGCCGGGGGCCGAGCUGGGGGGACGGGGUGGGCGCCCGGGUGCGGCCUGGGCUGGGAAGGGGGUGAGCGGGGCCCGGGGUCCCCCGGCAAUGCAGGGGGACAGAGCCGAGCCCCCCAGGAGGGAGGAGGACACAGAGCCUGGGGGCUCCUCGGCAGAUCCCGCGGCCAAGUCCCCAGGGCCGGUGGCACCCACCAGCCCGGCCCGGCGGUCAGUGGAGAGCUCGGGCCCGGGGGGCACCGAGGGGGGCGCGGAGAGCGUGAUCAAGCUGGACCCGGGCAAGAGCAAGAGGGGCAGCCUGCGGGACAGGCUCCUGCAGUUCCCGCUCUGCGAAAAAGCCCUGGCCUUCAAAAUCCGGCCGGGCUCCAAGGAGAGCCUCCUCUCCCUGGGGCAGUUCAACUGCUGCCACGUCAUUUAAGCCCCCGGGGCGAGGGUCCGGCCCCGCUGCGGGGUCCGGGAGGGUGCCCGCUCCCCUGCCCGUGACCCGCAGAGCAGUGGCCGUGGGGCUGGCAGGGGGCACGGUGCCCCUGCUUUGUCACCCACAGUGGCUACCCCACUAGCACCCACCCCGGGCACCCGCUGUGACAGACCCCCCGGCACGGGACUGCCCAGGGGGGGUGAGGCGGGCUGGGGUCUGUCCCCACACCGGCCAGUGUCCCCCCAACCCCCCGGGGCGGCAGCUCCGUGGCCCCGCCAGCGUUGGACGGACCACGCCACAUUUUUUUAACUACUAGAAAUAAUUUUUUUAAAUAGUCUAUUUUAAUGUAAUUAAAUAGAGAUUGCUAUAUCUCCCCCCCGCCCAACCCCUCCCCGGGACGGCGGCUCCCCCCCAGCGUGCAUGGCCCCAGGGCCAGGCUGUCCUGCCCGCGGCGGCCGUGGGGCAAUCGCUUGUCUGCCUGCAGCCCCCCCCCUCGCCGUCCGUCCCCCCCGGCCGGGGCCAG
Molecule: messenger RNA, 2371 nt
Organism: Gymnogyps californianus (California condor)
Lineage: Eukaryota; Metazoa; Chordata; Aves; Accipitriformes; Cathartidae
Product: SNF-related serine/threonine-protein kinase-like
Exons: 6
Coding region: 1-1848 (615 amino acids)
Biological process (GO): microtubule cytoskeleton organization; intracellular signal transduction; protein phosphorylation
Cellular component (GO): cytoplasm
Molecular function (GO): ATP binding; tau-protein kinase activity; protein serine/threonine kinase activity
Source: RefSeq, a predicted model, not a curated record